AUGAGGAGAGUCACCGGACUUGCUGCGCGCGCAAUCUCAUCUUCCGUCGUUGUCCAUCCCCGGCUCGCUCAGUCCACAGUGAUGAUGUCCACGAUUUCGUCGUCGGAUCCUACCACCCGAAGAUCCAGUUGUCUACCAACGCCAUCUUUCGCCGGCGGAGUUGCUGGGGUUGUGUUCUUCUCCGCCGCCGCGGCGUCGUCUCUUGGCCAGGAGGUUCACGCCAAGGAAGCAGCGGCCCUGAAAUUCAAUCCUAAAGAGGUGGUUUUGUACCAGUACGAGGCUUGCCCUUUCUGCAACAAGGUCAAAGCGUUCUUGGAUUUCAACAAGAUACCAUACAAGAUUGUGGAAGUGAAUCCGAUGAACAAGAAAGAAAUAAAAUGGUCUGAGUACAAGAAGGUGCCAAUCCUUACUGUAGAUGGUGAACAAUUGGUUGAUUCAUCAGUGAUAAUCGAUAGCUUAUUCCAAAGGAUGCACCCUGAAAUUUCCAAGCAUGAAGAUGAUGAAGAGACUAAAUGGCGCAAGUGGGUGGACAAUCACCUUGUGCAUCUUCUGUCACCGAACAUAUACAGAAAUACUUCAGAAGCUCUGGAGUCCUUUGAUUACAUCACCACCCAUGGAAAUUUCAGCUUCACUGAGAGAUUAGUGGCCAAGUAUGCGGGAGCAACGAUAAUGUACUUUGUGUCAAAGAAACUGAAGAAGAAAUAUAACAUUACCGAUGAACGUGCUGCUCUUUAUGAAGCUGCUGAGACAUGGGUCGAUGCCUUGAAUGGGCGUCCAUACCUCGGUGGGUCAACACCAAACUUGGCUGAUCUCGCCGUGUUUGGUGUCUUGAGGCCAAUAAGGUACCUUCGAUCGGGGAAGGAUAUGGUGGACAACACACGCAUUGGCGAAUGGUAUUCUCGAAUGGAGAACACAGUUGGAGAGCCUUCAAGGAUCAAAGAAGAGUAA
Microthlaspi erraticum is the source of this 948-nucleotide messenger RNA. The record is from the annotation of a GenBank genome assembly. Lineage: Eukaryota; Viridiplantae; Streptophyta; Magnoliopsida; Brassicales; Brassicaceae.